Dicrocoelium dendriticum is the source of this 525-nucleotide messenger RNA. NCBI's taxonomy places the organism in Eukaryota, Metazoa, Platyhelminthes, Trematoda, Plagiorchiida, Dicrocoeliidae. The record is from the annotation of a GenBank genome assembly.
AUGCUGACUUCCGUUGUUUCUACAGCCAUUGUUUCAAGGUUAGCUAUUGCUUCGGAUUUCGUCAUGCCCAACUCACUCUGUUUACACUGCUCAAAACUGGUUACUCAGGGCAUUCAGUGUAUCGCUUGUAAAUCCUGGGCCUGUGGUCACAAGCGUUGUUCGCAACUUACGGAUUCGCUUUUUAAGAUCUACGCUGAACACAAAGGCCUGUUAUGCAUCUGUCGGUAUUGCAUUGAUGCAGCUGCACUGGCAAGACGACCGCCGCUUCAGAAUCUUGAGAGAUGCUCAUCCGUUCCUACUGCUAGAAGAGCCAGGAAGUGCAGCGCGAUAUCCCUCGGCGACCAUCCAAAGAAUACGACCAACCAAGUAGAAGACCUGUGUCGCACCUGUCCCCCCGACAACCUGAAUACGUUGCCCACAGUUCCUCCAUGCUGCCGGAUUUUAUCAACGGGUAAACCGGAGCAAGCACUACGGAUCUCUGAUGAGCCACCUCCUACUACAGUCGCCGAUCAUGGAACCAGAAAC